Messenger RNA from Daphnia carinata, 2301 nucleotides. Its product is annotated as glucose dehydrogenase [FAD, quinone]-like. Bases 294 to 2153 code for a protein of 619 amino acids. The record is from RefSeq and is a predicted model, not a curated record. Lineage: Eukaryota; Metazoa; Arthropoda; Branchiopoda; Diplostraca; Daphniidae. Gene Ontology annotation, molecular function: flavin adenine dinucleotide binding; oxidoreductase activity, acting on CH-OH group of donors. The transcript has 6 exons.
GAAUACUUUUGGAAUCAAAUGGAAAAGUCAAUAGAAUGAUGAAGACAUUUUAAAAUAAAACAGAACUUGUGGCACUGAACGUUUCACCUGCCUUCCAAAUUUUUUGAUUUCGCAACCGUAUUUCACCUUUGGCAUAUAGCACAAGGUCUAAACUGCAGAACGUGGAGCUCGCAUCCGCAUUGAAUUUCGCAUUUUGAACGAAAAACAUUUCGCAUACCGCGCUCGCAUAUUAGGCAUUCACGUGUGCUGUUGACAGAGGCAAGCAGACGAUCAUACUUGUGCAGCAAAGGAAAAUGGGUCUAUUUGCACCUAUUGCAACGGCCGCAGCUACAACGGCUACAAUAUGGAUUAUUCCUUUCUUGGCAGCAACUCUCUCCUUCUAUGAGUAUGAUGACUACGAUCCGGAAGGACGCCCUAGGGACGCCAAGGUGAUUUACAAAAGUUAUGAUUUUAUUGUCAUCGGAGCAGGAUCAGCUGGAGCUGUUGUAGCUAGUCGGCUGACUGAACAACCUGGUUGGAAUCUCCUACUGUUGGAAGCUGGUGGCGAUGAGACAAAACUGUCUGACAUCCCUGUUUUGGCUGCGUAUUUGCAACUUUCAGAACUUGAUUGGCAAUACAAAACUGAACCUCAACCCACAGCUUGCCUUGCAUUUAACGAAAAAAGAUGUAAUUGGCCACGCGGAAAAGUGAUGGGCGGCUCAUCGGUGCUCAACUACAUGUUGUAUGUUCGUGGUAAUCGACGGGACUAUGACAGUUGGGCCCAAAUGGGCAACUACGGCUGGAGCUACGACGACGUCCUGCCAUAUUUCAUCAAAUCGGAGGACAACCGAAAUCCUUAUUUGGCUGAAUCGCCAUAUCAUGGAGUCGGUGGUUAUCUAACAAUACAAGAAGCACCGUACAGGACACCGCUGGCAAUAUCCUUUAUUGAAGGUGGCAUCGAACUAGGUUAUGAAAAUCGCGACGGUAACGGGGCCUUUCAAACAGGUUUUAUGAUCGCUCAAGCAACAAUUCGGCGUGGAUCAAGAUGCUCUACUUCGAAGGCUUUCUUGCGACCAGUGCGAAUGCGGAGGAAUCUUCACAUUGCCAUGAAUUCACACGUUUUGCAGAUCAUGAUCAAUCCCGUAACUCAUCAAGCUUACGGCGUGAAAUUCGAACGGAACGGAAAAAUCUACAUCGUUCACGCCACUAAAGAGAUUGUCGUGUCUGCCGGUUCUGUUAACACGCCGCAACUCCUCAUGCUGAGCGGAAUCGGUCCAGCUGAACAUUUAAAAGAACUUGGAAUUCCAGUUAUUGCCGAUUUACGAGUUGGUGACAAUUUACAGGAUCACAUAGCAGCUGGUGGCAUGGCUUUUACAGUAGACAAGCCAGUUUCGAUGGUCCAGAGCCGCUUCGAAAAUCUGGCAAGUAUCUUACGUUAUGUCAUGAAUGAAGAAGGACCAUUUACGGUUCCAGGAGGAGUCGAGGGACUAGCCUGGGUAAACACCAAGUAUGCCAACCAUAGUGACGAUUGGCCAGACAUCGAAUUCCAUUUCGUAUCCGGAACGCCAGCUGCUGACGGAGGUGCCCAGAUUCGUCAUGUCCAUGGUCUCACGGAUUUCGUUUGGGAGAAUUACUAUGGGCCCAUCGCUUUUCAUGACACCUGGUCUGUUAUUCCCAUGUUGCUGAGGCCAAGAUCAGUCGGUUACAUCCGCCUCCGUUCCGCUGACCCCUACGACAAGCCAUUGAUUUUCCCCAAUUACUUCGUCGAUGAUUAUGACGUCCGAGUUCUCGUUGAAGGCGUGAAAAUUGGACUGGCCCUCGGAGAAACGGCAGCCUUCAAGAAGUGGGGCUCGAAGUUCUGGGCGAAACCCUUCCCCGGAUGUGAACAUUUGCCUUUGUGGAAAGACGAUUACUGGGCCUGUUUCGUCCGUCAUUAUUCUGCUACCAUUUAUCAUCCUACGGGUACGGCAAAAAUGGGUCCUAGGAGUGAUCCAACUGCUGUGGUUGAUCCGGAGCUGAGGGUCUAUGGGGUUCACAACUUGCGAGUGGUCGAUUGCUCAAUCAUGCCGAAUGUGCCAUCCGGCAACACAAACGCACCAGCGAUUAUGGUUGGUGAGAAAGGCUCUGAUUUGAUCAAAUCAUUUUGGCUGAACUACUUGUCCAUGAAAAAGUAGUCAAUAACAUGUAAAACCAUACCAUUUUUACCUCUAACCUAGUCUUCAGUCCCGUUAAAUGGGGACCAACUUUGAUCUGUUAAGUUGCGUGGUCUAGCGAAUGUAUAUUGCCAUCCAUUAUUUGACUAUAAAAUAUGGGGAAAGUGAA